Molecule: messenger RNA, 291 nt
Organism: Suillus paluster
Lineage: Eukaryota; Fungi; Basidiomycota; Agaricomycetes; Boletales; Suillaceae
Exons: 2
Coding region: 1-291 (96 amino acids)
Source: RefSeq, a predicted model, not a curated record
AUGGACUAUAUCAACAAAGAAGAUUCAGGUUCAGACUUGGAUGGUGAAGGCUGGAUUGUCAGCUUACUAGAGCAUGACAUCACAGACCUUGGUGCCAUCUCUGACUUCGAGGAUGAUAGAGAAUGGCAUGGUCCUAUUGUCAAUGACAACUUGGAUCAUGCCGCUGCUGAAGAAUUCUGGCAGAAAAUAUUUACCAAACCUGUCAACCAUCUCAAUGCUGCCCCUCUUAAAGCCAAGGGCAGUGUCAUAUCCCGUACCUCUGGAUCCGGAAUUCCGGAUCUACUCCAUUAA